GGGGAAAACGAAACGAGAAAAAAAAAAGAUAUCCCAAACAAAAUCCAUUGAUUGUUUGUGUUUCUCUCGCCAGCGUGUGUGUGUGUGAGUGUGUGUACGCAAUCUAAAAAAAAACAACACCCCUCGUUUUCUUCCGAUUUUUUGUUUCGUUAUUUCAGUGUGUUGUGUGUCGCCCGUUCAGAUUUUUUGUUUGUUCCAUUUCGCCCUCUGCACAAAAACGCGAACUGAAAGAAGAAACACUCGUGCUUUGUGUUCGCGCGUGUUCGCGUGUAUGCAUAUUCCAUCUGUGAAAGCAUCAGAAAAAGGAAAGCAUUGAAAAAGUCCAAAAAAGUUUGUGUGAUGGUGAAAAUGCCGGCCAUGUCCGAAAUGGCAGAUUGUGUUGACGGAGUGAUUAGCGCCGAUGGAUUGUGGGCUCAACUUCGCGACGCAACAGCCAAUCCAUCGGCGUCUGUCGAAGCCGACAUGUUGACAUUGUUGGAUUGCCGUUCGGCAGCGGAUUUCGGCGAGUGCCACAUCCGGCGAGCCGUCCACUUGUCUCUACCGUCCAUCAUGUUGAGACGGCUGGCCGGAGGCAAAGUCACCAUCGGCUCUGUGCUCAAGUCGUCCAACAAUCACGCCAGUGUCGACGGCUCCAAAACGCGACCCUUCCUGCCCACCGUUUCCGCUGGCGGAUCGUCGGCCAACAACAAGAAACAGCACACGUUCGUCUUGUGCGGAGGAGUCGGAGACAUUGUCUCCGUUCUACGCAAAUCGCUCAUUCAGGACGGCUGUCCAGUCGUUUGCCUUCAAGGAGGUGUGGAAGAAUUCCGGAACAAGUACCCAGAAUGGUGCGUGACGCGGGAAUCGGAGACGGCUAACCCGAGUGAAGUCCUUCCCAACUUGCGCAUCGGAGGCGAAGGCUUGAGGCCGACGGCGGGUGUAGUCCGCCCACUCAGUUUAAACAAUCGCCGACCGGGCUCGCUCGGUUCCCGGUCCGCCUCCGACUCGGAAGAAGAGCGUCCCGACUCGUCCUUGGAGUCGGGUGAAAUCCGUGCCGACGAUGAAAACGGAUGCGGAGUUGGCCCACCGGAAUUUGGUUCCGGCUUCAGUUUGGGUCUGUCGGUCGGACUUCGACUCGGCCUCGAAUCCGAACCUCUUCCUCCAUUGAUGCUGGACAACGUUGCCGUCGACUCGGCCGACAUUGGAUUGACGGGACAAUUGGGAGGAAUGAUCCCCAUGAAUGACACGGAUCCAUUGGCCGAUCCCGGUUUCCCCGUCGAGAUCCUUCCUCACCUGUUUCUGGGCAACGCCCAAAAUUCCCGCGACUGUGACGCACUCGAUAAGCACCGCAUUCGCUACGUGGUUAACGUGACGCCCAAUUUGCCCAACGUCUUUGAGGAUUCGGGAACGAUCCAGUAUCUGCAGAUUCCCAUCACGGAUCAUUGGAGUCAAAAUUUAAGCAGUUUCUUCCCUUCCGCCAUCGGCUUUAUCGAUGGAGCUCGAGAGCGACAGGAAGGCGUUCUAGUCCACUGCCUGGCCGGAAUUUCCCGCUCCGUCACCAUCACAGUGGCUUACUUGAUGUACAAAAUGUCGAUGAGCCUGAACGACGCGUACGACUUUGUGCGCCGAAAAAAGUCCAACAUUUCGCCCAACUUUAACUUUAUGGGCCAGCUGCUGGAUUUCGAGCGUCAACUGAAUCCGCCGAGUCCGCAGCGCUGCACGUGCCAUCUCUCGGCCAACGACAGCAAUAAACCGGAAGAUCACGCCCUGAUCCCGUUUACGCGGCUCUCGAUUGAGGAGCCGGAAGACGAGGAAGAACUACCUUCGUCAGCCGAUGCCAACAACAUUGGCGGAAUCGAUUCCGGUCUUCCGUCGUCCGUUUCCAUGUCGCCAUGCUCGGCUGACUCUUCCGUCGCUUCCUCACCGGCCGUCAUCCAUUCUUCAUCCUCCUCAACCGGCGGCAGUGGAAACGUCAAGCGCUUGCGCACACUCGUUUGCCGCUGCCAAGCCUCCCUCUCCCAGUGCCAUUUUACCACCCCGACCACUUUGUAAAUUCAAAA
Daphnia carinata is the source of this 2039-nucleotide messenger RNA. Its product is annotated as dual specificity protein phosphatase 9-like. Gene Ontology annotation, molecular function: protein tyrosine/threonine phosphatase activity; MAP kinase tyrosine/serine/threonine phosphatase activity. Gene Ontology annotation, cellular component: cytosol; cytoplasm. The record is from RefSeq and is a predicted model, not a curated record. Gene Ontology annotation, biological process: protein dephosphorylation; negative regulation of MAPK cascade. The coding region runs from base 340 to 2031 and encodes 563 amino acids. Lineage: Eukaryota; Metazoa; Arthropoda; Branchiopoda; Diplostraca; Daphniidae. The transcript is spliced from 5 exons.